GAAAAGAAAAUUAUGACUUUGUAUAUAUGUCUUGGCGGAGGAAGGGGAAUGCUUGUCACCUACUCCCGAGUUUCCAUUUUUCUAUGAAAAAUCCAGAGGUCGAAAGCUCUGAGUCUGGUUUUUGUUGUAAUGGAGAAGCAUAAGUGUAAGCUUUGCUUGAAGAACUUUUCGAAUGGAAGAGCUUUGGGUGGUCACAUGAGGUCUCAUAUGUUGAAUUUUCCGAUUCCUGCAAGACAAGAUGAAGAAGAGGAGGAGGAAGAGGAAGAAGAAACGAAUCGACUCAGAGAUGAUACCGAGUCAAGUUCUUCACCAGCUUCAUCGUCUCCGUCAGAGGAAGAAGAAGAAGAAGGAGAAUUGGAAAAGGGGUCUGUUAUUCUUCAAGAUAGAGAAAGCGAGACUGAGUCGUCAAAGAAUCCAACUCGUAGACGAUCGAAGCGGACUCGGAAGUUGGAAAAUCGCUAUCAGUAUCAUCAUCAUCAGCAGCAGCAACAACCAGAACAAGAGAUGGUAAAGAAGCUUAAAUUUAACAAACUGAGUAAGACCGAGUCAUGGGCUGAGCCUGAACCGGUGAGUUCCAUUUCUGACACAACUACAGAAGAAGAUGUCGCUUUCUGUCUUAUGAUGCUUUCAAGAGACAAGUGGAAGAGAAAAGAACAAAAACAACAACAACAACGACGACAUGAAGUUCGAGAAGAAGAAGAAGAAAAUGAAGAUGCAGAAAAGUCAAUGGAGGAAACGGAUGAAUCAGAAGAAUUCAAAUCUUCAAAACAACGAAGUCGAGGAGGAAAGUACAAGUGUGAAACAUGUAAAAAAGUAUUCAAAUCUUAUCAAGCUUUAGGUGGGCAUCGAGCAAGUCACAAAAAGAUUAAAUUUUACUCUGCAACUCAAGAACCUGAGUCAGAGCAAGAAAAUGCAGGUACUUCUACUUCUGUUCCAAUAGCGGGUAAGAAAAUCCAUGAAUGUCCUGUUUGUUUCAGAGUUUUUUCAUCUGGGCAAGCUCUUGGUGGACAUAAGAGAACUCAUGUAACUGGUUUAGUAACAGCAACAAUGCCACCAUCGACUAGUACUCCUGGUAGAAGUCGGUCCAAGUUAGGAGAAAAUUUGAUAGAUCUUAAUCUUCCUGCUCCAAUUGACGAUGAUGAUAUUAGCCAGAUUGAGCUGUCUGCCGUUUCUGAUGCUGAAUAUGUGAACCACAUCAAACGAUGAAACGCUCAACUUGUUCCAUCUAAAGGUAAGAAAAAAAAAAUGGAAUUUUUAGCUUCUUUUUGCGUGUUUUUGGGAUCUAAAAUUAUGCCAUUCGUUGCAGUCAACUGGGUUUUUCUAUAACUAGUUUCAUGUACUAAAUCAUCUAACUGUAACUCUUCAUCUCCUUCAAAAUUUCUCUCAUGGUCUGUAACCACCGAUUCAGGAGUAUUUUUAUUAAUGGAGAAAUCAUAGAUGUUUACUUAA
Mangifera indica (mango) is the source of this 1449-nucleotide messenger RNA. RefSeq names its product zinc finger protein ZAT9-like. The transcript has 2 exons. The record is from RefSeq and is a predicted model, not a curated record. Gene Ontology annotation, biological process: regulation of DNA-templated transcription. Lineage: Eukaryota; Viridiplantae; Streptophyta; Magnoliopsida; Sapindales; Anacardiaceae. Bases 130 to 1206 code for a protein of 358 amino acids.